AUGAUAUCAGCAAAAAAAAAUUAUAAAAACGAGAAUUCGGAGCAGUUUUCAUUACAUUCGAUGAGCAUUCUCUUCAUUCUCUUCAAACUCCUCCUGGUAGCGAGCUGUUUCCAUGUUCUCGUGGAUUCGAGAAAAUCACAUCUUCACAAGCGACGGUUCGAAGCAAGCAGCAAUAAAGUUGAUGACAUAGAAGAAACCACAGAAAGUCCGAAAAUUCAAAAUGAUGUCGUGUGUCUAAAUUCAUUCAUUGAUGUCAAAGAUGCAACACAGGAGGAUAUCAAAAAGUACGAGGAAAAUGAAAAGGACGGAAUUUGCAUGCUGCGGCAAUGAAGGUGUCCUGAAGGGGAAAAUUGGACGUUAUUCAAAAGACAAAACGAAACAGUUUGUCUCAAAGCCAUGUUUAUCAACUGUCCUAUUAACAGUCUUACUGCUGGAGCACAUUGUCGUGAACAAUCAAACGCUCGUCUCAUGACAAUCGAUAACGAAGAAGAACGAAUGUGGCUCCAGAAUAAAAAUUUGGAUUUACAUCCAUAUGUUUUGCUCUCUGGACAUCGGAAUCGAGAAUGUAACCAGCCAAUAAUUCAAUUCGCCUCAUUAGAUAAAAAGUGCAAAAAUGGUACCACUGCAUUCGAAAUAGCCGACGGAUCAUCUAAUCACAGUUAUUUACAAUCUGCGUGGUAUACAGAAUCAACAAGACGUACCGACCAAGAUAUUGUUUUCAACUGUAUGAUGUAUCUUAGUAAUGCUCCAGCUGCCACCACUAAUUUGUUCAUGGAUAUUAGUUGUAUGGAAAUCAAAGCUUGGGUUUGUGGAGUUACUGUCAUGGAAGAAAAGUGAUAAAUAAUAUAACUUUUUAAUUGUGUUGCAUGAUUGUGACAAAAGUAAAUGAUUUCAUUGUGUGUAAUUGAAGAUAUCAACAAUAUUUAUCUGGACGUGAAGAAAAAAAGAAAGAUCAAUUGCUAGAUGAUUUUAUGGAAGACAUUAAUAUCGUUAAUAGUUUCAAAUAAAG
This is a messenger RNA of Caenorhabditis elegans, 1009 nucleotides long. The record is from the annotation of a RefSeq genome assembly. Lineage: Eukaryota; Metazoa; Nematoda; Chromadorea; Rhabditida; Rhabditidae.